Molecule: messenger RNA, 4403 nt
Organism: Carassius auratus (goldfish)
Lineage: Eukaryota; Metazoa; Chordata; Actinopteri; Cypriniformes; Cyprinidae
Product: protein NLRC3-like
Exons: 7
Coding region: 384-3305 (973 amino acids)
Molecular function (GO): protein binding
Source: RefSeq, a predicted model, not a curated record
AGUACGAACAUUAACAUUAGUACGAAGAGGUGACAUAACUUGCAAAGCACCCUUUAUGUAUAUAAACAAUUAACAAUACAAAACGAAAGUAUGGUGGCGGUUAUGUAUUUCCGAUCUUGAGUGGAGCUCCACUCGCCCCUAUAGAGGUGACGUAAUUUUUCGGGAAAGUGUUGCCCGGACCAACAUGGCGGCCGCGACCCUCUUGCUAUGACGUCCACUUCGCAGCGCACUAACUGUCGAGUGGAACACGCCCCAAAGUCACACACGGAAAAGAUCUGAAACGAAACUAACCCUGUGUGUUUAAAUCCGAAGACUGUAUUCUGUGAUAAUUACCAUAUAAAGGUCUUAAAUCAGGAGAAAGAGGUGGAGAACACAGCUCCAAAAUGAGUCACUGCAAGGAGAGGAAGGAGAAGAAAGAAGAGUAUGGUGCAGGACCCAGCUGUGUGUCAGUGAAGAGUGAUCAGUCCAUGCGCAACCCCAAUAAUUUCAGUGAUGGAGCAGUGACCUCUGACCUCAGGUCUGUGCCGUCCUCUACAUCCCACUAUCAGACCCACAUCAUGGAGGACAAAACUGAAGCAGUCCUUCAGACACACACACUGGAGACAGGAGACCUGCAGAGAGUCAAAGACCAGCAUAAAACCAGCAUGAAGAACAAGUAUGAGAGAUUAUUUGAGGGAACCAAACUCCAAGAGAAUGAAACCCUCCUGAACAGGAUCUACACACAGCUCUACAUCAUAGAGAGAGAGAGAGAAGGAGUGAAUGAAGAACAUGAGGUUUUACAGAUGGAGAAAACAUCCAGAACACAACACUCACAAGAAACUCCAAUCAACUGCAAUGACAUUUUUAAAGCCUCAUCUGAACCAGGAUCUGAGGAGAAAGAGCAGAUCAAGACUGUUCUUACUAAAGGCAUCGCUGGAAUCGGAAAAACCGUCUCUGUGCAGAAGUUCAUUCUGGACUGGGCCGAGGGAAAAGCCAAUCAGGAUGUAGAUUUCAUGUUUGUGCUUCCAUUUCGAGAGCUGAACUUGAUCCGAGAUCAUCAGUACAGUCUUCACAGACUUCUUCUGGACUUUCAUCCUGAACUUCAAGAUCUGGACUCACAGAUUUAUGAUGAGUGUAAAGUUGUGUUCAUCUUUGAUGGUCUGGAUGAAAGCAGAAUCACACUGAUGUUUUCAGAUGAUCAGAAAGUUUGUGAUGUGACUGACACUUCAUCAGUGGCUGUGUUGAUGUCAAAGCUGAUGAAAGGAGAGCUGCUUCCCUCUGCUCUCAUCUGGAUCACCUCCAGACCAGCAGCAGCCAAUCAGAUCCCCUCCAAAUACAUCCACCGUCUGACAGAAAUUCAGGGAUUCACUGAGCCUCAGAAGGAGGAAUAUUUCAGGAAGAGAAUCAGUGAUGAGCAUCAAGCCAGCAGAAUCAUCUCACACAUCAGAAGAGCAAGAAGCCUCCACAUCAUGUGCCACAUCCCCAUCUUCUGCUGGAUCUCAACCACUGUGCUUCAGAAGCUCCUGGAAGAAGAUCUGACAGCAGAAAUCCCUCAAACUCUGACUGAAAUGUACAUCCACUUCCUGCGGAUUCAGAUCAACAUGAGGAACCAGAAGUAUGAAGAGAGAGAUCCAGAGAAACAACUGCAGUCCAACAGAGAAGUGAUUGUGAAACUUGCUGAAGUGGCUUUCAAACAGCUGAUGAAGGGCAAUGUGAUGUUCUAUGAGGAGGACCUGAUUGAGAGCGGCAUACACAUCACUGACGCCUCAGUGUAUUCUGGGAUUUGCACUGAGAUCUUUAAGGAGGAAACUGUGAUUCAUCAGAGGAAAGUCUACAGCUUCAUUCAUCUGAGCGUUCAGGAGUUUCUCGCUGCAUUAUACGUGUUUUACCAUUAUGUAAUGAUGCAUAAAGAUACAUUGCAGUUUUGUGAUAUAAUGCAUAAUCUGCAUAGAGAUGCAGUAGACAGAGCCCUUGAGAGUGAGUAUGGCCAUUUGGAUCUGUUCCUGCGGUUCCUGCUGGGCAUCUCACUGGAGUCCAAUCAGAGACUCUUACAGGAUCUACUGACACACACAGAGAACAGCUCAGAGAGCAUCAGGAGAACCACACAGUACAUUAAAGAGAAGAUCAAAGAUGGACAUGGACUCUCCACUGAAAGAUCCAUCAAUCUGUUCCUCUGUCUGCUGGAAGUGAAAGAUCAGAGUCUGUCCAGAGAGAUUCAGGAGUUUGUGAAAUCAGACAAACACUCAGAGAAGAAACUAUCUCCUGCUCACUGCUCAACAAUCACCUACAUGCUUCAGAUGUCAGAGGAGCCACUGGAUGAGCUGGACCUCAAGAAAUACAACACAUCAGAUGAGGGCAGAAGAAGACUGAUACCAGCUGUGAUCAACUGCAGAAAAGCCCUUCUUGCUUGCUGUAAUGUCACUGCUCAGUCCUGUACCAUUGUGGCAUCAGCCCUACAAUCCUCAAACUGUGUCCUGAGACAUCUGGAUCUGAGUAACAAUGACCUGCAUGAUUUAGGAAUGAAGCUGAUCUCUGAUGGUCUAAAAAAUGCAAACUGUCAACUGGAGAUACUGAGGUUGUCGGGCUGUAUGGUGACAGAGGAAGGCUGUGGUUAUUUGUCUUCAGCUCUGAGUUCAAAUCCCUCACAUCUGAGAGAGCUGGAUCUGAGCUACAAUCACCCAGGACAAUCAGGAGUACAGCUGCUCAAACACAAACUGGAUGAUACAAACUAUAAACUGCAGAUACUCAAUUUGGACUUUGGAGGACAUUUCAGAAUCAAACCAGGACUGAGAAAAUAUGCCUGUAAUCUCACACUGGAUCCAAACACAGCACACACUCAACUCGUCCUGUCUGAAGACAACAAAAAAACAACAUGUGUGAAAGAUCAUCAGCAGUAUCCUGAUCAUCCAGACAGAUUUGCACAACAGGAGCAGGUCAUGUGUAAAGAGAGUCUGACUGGACGCUGUUACUGGGAGGUUGAAUGGAGCGGCUCUGGUCAUGUAGCAGUGACAUAUAAAGAAAUCAGCAGGAAAGGUGGGAUUGAAUGUUGGUUUGGACUCAAUGAAAAAUCCUGGAGUAUGUAUUGUUCUGAUAUUAAUUAUACUGUCUGGUACAAUAACAACAGCACUGAUGUAAUUGGCCCUUCAGCCCGCUCUAAUAGAGUAGGAGUGUAUGUAGAUGUGUUGGCCGGCUCUCUGUCCUUCUACAGUGUCUCUGACACACACACACUCACACACAUAUACACAUUCAACACCACUUUCACUGAACCCCUCUAUGCUGGAUUUGGGGUUUAUCCUGAAUCUUCUGUGUCUCUGUGUCAGAUCUAACAACCUAUUGUUAAGAACCACAGACACACAGGAAAGAAAAUAAAAAGUUAUUGCUAUUUUAUAUCUUACAAUUGCAACUUUCUUGAUAUUGUGUAAUUUAAUAGUCAGAAGUACGAGAAAUAGAUUUGCAAUUGUAAGAUGAAGUCAGCUUGUAUAAGUUUACAGUGUGAGAUACAAAGUUGCAGUUAUGAGUAGUUGCAUUUCCAAUACUUAGAUUUUUAUUGUAAUAUAUAGUCAUAAUUACCAAAGAAUCCCACUUUUCAGAAAGUCACCAUUGCACGAAAAUGAAUUAAUCAAAUUUGGCAUACAGUUUACAUGGAUAUUAAUAAUCAAAUAGCUAAUUAAAUGCAGAGUGCUGUGAAUUUGAAGUUGCAAGAUAUUCUGGGUUUCAGUGUCAUUCAGUGUAUCAACAAGGUUUUACUUUAAUGAGCAAUAACUUCCCUUUAAUGUGGAAUUACUUCCACAAGUGCAAAUAAAAGAUGUGAUUGGUUGGACUUUCUGUCACAUUGUCAAUGUAACUGAUAUGGAAAUCAUAUUGUUAAAUUGAGUAGAAUUAACUUAACAUUUGGUCAAACCUGUAUAGGAGUGUUUUUACCUUUGAGUCAUAAAGUUUUUAUUUGCUGUGUUGGCUCUUCACUUUUGAUCAAAGCUGUUCUGUAGAAACACUCUGGGCUAUUCAUUUGGUGUGAUCUUUUUCAAGCUCUUGUAGAUGUCACUGUAUCAGAGGAUCCACAGACUCAGUUUCAUCCUGCUGGAUUGUAGAUCAGCGUUUUCUCUUUGUUCAGUAUCAUAGUUAAAAUAAUUGUUAAAUGAGUUAUGUGCAACACUGAUACUAUGCAUUUCUGAAUUAGUUUUAUUUGCCAUGAGUUUUAUGUAAUGAAUUAUGUUAGCUAAAGCUAUAAUCUAAAAUGUGCAUAGUAACAUCUAAAUUAAAUAUCCAAAUUAAUAAUUAUUGAAUCAAGCUUAUUUGAUGAGGUUGGAAGUGAAAGUUACUUUUAAGCAUCAGAUCAGGUGUAAAUGUCUCUUUAUUAUGAAAGCUGCACAGUUUAAUACUGGGAUACUGGUUUUCUUCAAUAAAUCUUUAUACAUGGUCACUCU